Molecule: messenger RNA, 652 nt
Organism: Harpia harpyja (harpy eagle)
Lineage: Eukaryota; Metazoa; Chordata; Aves; Accipitriformes; Accipitridae
Exons: 2
Coding region: 20-652 (210 amino acids)
Source: RefSeq, a predicted model, not a curated record
CGGGGUGCAGCUCCUCCCCAUGGCUGCUCCCUCUCCCACUGCCUACGGGUGGGGACAGCAGCUGGUGACAGGGAUGCUGGUGCCACACCAGCCGAUGGGGCUGGGGCCGGGGACCGUGGUCCAGGGGGAGCCCCCGUACCCCACGGGCUCCUCAGUGCUGCAUGUCCCUGCACGCCCUGCCACCCCACCGCCCCAUGGACCAACAUUGGGUGCAGGGCCCCCCUGUGCUCCACACCCUGCCCGGCAGUGCCCAGAAGCCAUCAGAGACCUCCAACAAGGACGGGGCGGCCAUCGAGGACAGCGUCCCUGCUGCCAGCCCCCACCACCCUGCCCUGCCUCCAACGACCAGCAGAACCAUGACAACGCCCAAAGCCUCGCCAGCACCGCUUUCCUCAAUGACUUCCACAACUUCUCGCAGUACGUGGAGGACGGUGGCUGCCCUCAGGACAAAGCGGUGGUGGCACGGCUACAGGACAGCGAGGACACCAUCUUGAUCGCCAGUGUCCCCAACUUGACCAAACAGGUCCUCGAUGAGCUCCCCGACCUCUCUGAGUACGUGGCGGAGGGCAGCUGCCCCAAGAGCAAGCGGUGGUGGUGGGGCUGGGGGACGGUGAGGGCACCGUCCCACGUGCCCCCAACAUCCCCGACUUGA